GGUGAGAGUCUUGUCUUGGGCUUGUUCAGACCAGCAGGCUCUAGUUCAAACAUGGAAAUACACAGACAAGAAAAUGAAGAUUUUUUGCCAGUGCGUGUGAUUCAGCGUGACACCGAUGUGACCCACCUUCAUCUCGCUAGAAGAGGAUUGACUUAUGUUCCUGACUUGUUAAGGUUCUCCAUGCUGAGAUGUGUGUGGCUUAACAAUAACAAGAUCCGAGAGGUUUCCAGAACUUCAUUUAACUGCUGCUUGACAGAACUUUACCUUCAGAACAAUGACAUUCACUCCAUUUCAGGGGCAUUGAGACAUCUGACAUGUCUGCGUGUGCUGUUACUAUUUAACAAUCAGAUGAGGUGUCUGGAGGAGACCGUGUCAGAGCUGAAAUACAUGCAGGACCUCCACACUCUCUCUUUAUAUUUGAACCCCUUCACACAAGAUCCCGAAUAUUGCCAAUAUGUGCUGCACCACUUGCCAUCCGUCCGGUUUUUAGACAGAAAAGAAGUGAAAGAGGAGGAAAGAAGACGGGCAUUUAAGCUGUUCAGCGUAGAAAGACAGAGGGUUUUUGAUUCAAUUGCCUUUGGCAGACGAGCACUACCGCCUCCUGCAGGAAGAAAUGCACCCAGCUCAAUCACAAAACCAGUAGGUCAGCAUGGCUCAAGAAAGAGGUGUACAGACAGUCGUUCUGAGGAUCGUGAAAACCCAUCAGUGGCCAAGUCCAUCAUACAGUUCUCCAUUAUGAACUGGAGCGGUACAAGCACGUCUCAGUGGAACCAUCUAGACGACUCAAGCGAACCUGCGUCCGACAUACUCACUGUCAAACUUAGAUGA
Labeo rohita (rohu) is the source of this 828-nucleotide messenger RNA. RefSeq names its product leucine-rich repeat-containing protein 72. NCBI's taxonomy places the organism in Eukaryota, Metazoa, Chordata, Actinopteri, Cypriniformes, Cyprinidae. The transcript has 9 exons. Gene Ontology annotation, molecular function: protein binding. The record is from RefSeq and is a predicted model, not a curated record. Bases 52 to 828 code for a protein of 258 amino acids.